Messenger RNA from Trifolium pratense (red clover), 4082 nucleotides. Its product is annotated as U-box domain-containing protein 44-like. Gene Ontology annotation, biological process: cell surface receptor signaling pathway; protein ubiquitination. Gene Ontology annotation, molecular function: protein binding; ubiquitin-protein transferase activity. The transcript is spliced from 5 exons. NCBI's taxonomy places the organism in Eukaryota, Viridiplantae, Streptophyta, Magnoliopsida, Fabales, Fabaceae. The record is from RefSeq and is a predicted model, not a curated record. The coding region runs from base 569 to 3589 and encodes 1006 amino acids.
GACACAAACAAGUGUAACAAUCAUUACAAUUUACAUUAGACAAAGAUUUACUGACAUCAUUUUCAUUUUCCGUUAUGUUUUGAUUCUAUCCUUUGAAUUUUCAAAACUAUAAAUAAAUAAAUAAUUGUUUACAUUCAUAAUUCACCUCUCUACCAAGUCAAAGUCUCAAAAGACAAAAAAUGGUUUGGAAAAUUCGUCUACUACACUUGGAAACACAAGUGUGGAUAGAAAGAAAAAACCAAACAAGACUUCAAAUUGAACUCUUCUUUAUUUGCUUCAUUCAUCAUUUCUUCAAAAUUCAAUGAUAUUAUAAAGUUUUUCAUUUUAUGCUAACAUCUUUGUUUUUCCAGGAAUAGAGUUUCUUUUGCUCAAAAGGGUUUCUCAAAUUUCAUGGCUUUAUUGUCUUUUUAAGUCUUUCUCAGAUUUAGAUUGUUGUGGAAGCGUUCCUCGACGAGAAGGCUUUGAAAGUUUGUGCAAAUUGCAACCCUUUUGGUAGCAUUUGUUAGUGUUAUUGAUUCAUGGGAAGAAAAGGGUUGUUAUUUUAUUUAUUGCUGAACUGCAUUGUAAGAUGAUGGGUGUAGAUUUUCUUACUUCUGGUCCUACCUCAACUGCGAUUUCUCAAAUCAUAGAAACCAUUAGUGAGUUUGUAACUUGUGCUAGUGAUGCACUUCUGGAGAAGGAUAGUUUUAAGGAACUUGGCACUUAUUUGGAAAGAAUUAUGCCGGUUUUAAAGGAAUUGAGGAGAGAAAAAGUGAGUGAUUCUGAGACAUUCAACCGUGCUAUUGAUAUUAUGAAUCGCGAAACGAGAGAAGCGAAGAUGCUUGCUCUAGAAUGUAGUAAGAAGAGCAAGGUUUAUCUGUUAAUGAAUUGCAGGUCUAUUGUACAGAAGUUAGAAAAUCACACAAAAGAGUUAAGCAAGGCGCUUGGUCUUCUUCCUUUAGCUACAUCAGGUCUUUCGGCUGGAAUAUUGCAAGAGAUUGGAAAGAUCUGUGAUAAUAUGGAGAAAGCUGGAUUUAAGGCUGCAAUAGCGGAAGAGGAGAUUUUAGAGAAAAUUGAGUCAGGGAUAAGAGAAAACAAUGUCAAUCGUUCGUAUGCGAAUAAUUUAAUGACUCUCAUUGCUGAGGCUGUUGGAAUUACAAAUGAGAAGUCGACAAUUAAGGUUGAACUUGAAGAGUUUAAGAAAGAAAUUGAAAAUGCACGAGUUGAUAAGAAAAAGGCUGAAGCUAUGCAAAUGGAUCAGAUCAUUGCUUUGUUAGAAAGAGCUGAUGCAGCCUCGUCACCAAGUGAAAGGAAACUGAAAUACUUUGCAAAACGGCAAUCUUUAGGUAGUCGGAUAUUGGAGCCUUUACAGUCAUUUUAUUGCCCUAUCACACAUGAUGUUAUGGUCGAACCUGUUGAAACUUCGUCAGAUCAAACAUUUGAGAGAAGUGCAAUAGAGAAGUGGUUUGAAGAAGGAAAUAAGUUGUGUCCUUUGACGAUGAUUCCUUUAGAUACAUCAGUUUUGAGACCUAACAAAACUUUGAAACAAUCCAUAGAAGAAUGGAAGGAUAGAAACACAAUGAUUACAAUUGCUACAUUAAAAGAAAAAAUACAUCAGUUUGGAGAUGAUGAUGAAGUGAUUAAUUCACUAAAAACUCUUCAAGAUUUGUGUGAGCAGAGGGAGCAACACAGGGAAUGGUUGAUGCUUGAGGACUACAUACUAGUUCUUAUUCAAAUUCUCGGUUCGAGAAACCGUGAUAUAAGGAAUCAUGCUCUUGUCAUCCUGUGCAUUCUAGCAAAGGAUAAUGAAGAAGCUAAGGAAAGAAUUGUAACGGUUGAUAAUGCAAUUGAAUCGAUCGUCCAUUCUCUUGGACGGCGUCCGGAGGAAAGAAAGUUAGCAGUAGCAUUACUGCUUGAAUUGUCCAAAUAUGAUUUGGCUCGAGAACAUAUUGGAAAAGUUCAAGGUUGCAUACUGCUAUUGCUGACUAUGUCUAAUGGAGAUGACAAUCAAGCUGCUGAAGAUGCAACUGAGCUAUUGGAUAAUCUUUCGUACUCUGAUCAGAAUGUUAUACUGAUGGCAAAGGCAAAUUAUUUCAAGCAUUUACUGCAGCGUCUCUCCACAGGAGCAGAUGAUGUAAAGAUGAUUAUGGCGAAAACUUUAGCAGAAAUGGAGUUAGCUGACCACAAUAAGGAGUCCUUAUUUGCCGGUGGUGUAUUAGCUCCUCUUCUUCACUUGUUCUUACAUAAUGAUCUUCAGGUUAAAACAGUGGCCACAAAAGCUCUUAGGAAUUUAUCUAGUUUAAAGACAAAUGGACUAGAAAUGAUUCGACAAAGGGCUGUGCGGCCGUUGCUUGACCUCCUUUUCCACCAUAGCAUACAUACAUCAAGUUUAUGGGAAGAUGUAGCAGCCAUAAUUAUGCAACUUGCUGCAUCAACUAUCUCUCAAGAUGCUCAAACAUCAGUUUUAUUGCUAGAUUCUGAUGAUGAUGUUUUUAAUCUUUUCCCUCUUGUCAGUGUGACACAACCUGGUGUUCAACAAAACAUUAUCCAGACCUUUUAUGUCUUGUGUCAGUCACCCUCCUCGUCGCAUAUCAGGACCAAGCUAAAUCAGUGCUCAGCUAUCCCAGAAUUGGUUAGGUUGUGUGAGAAUGAGAAUCUAAACCUAAGAGCAAGUGCUGUAAAGUUAUUUUCAUGCUUGGUAGAGAGUUGUGAUGAAUCCAUCAUACUAGAGAAUGUUGGUCAGAAAUGCAUCAAUACUUUACUUAAGAUCCUAGAAUCUUCAUCUGAUGAAGAAGAAAUACUUUCUGCUAUGGAAAUAAUAUGCCAUCUUCCAGAAAUUGAUCAGAUAACUCAAUGGAUUCUAGAUGCUGGUAUACUUCCAAUCAUUUAUAAAUCUGUCCAAGAUGGUAGAGACAGAGAUCUUCAAAAGAGUAACUUGGUAGAGAAAGCGAUUGGUGCUUUACGUCGUUUUACAGUUCCAACGAACUUGGAGUGGCAAAAAAUUGCAGCUGAAACCGGGAUUAUAACUGUUUUAGUGCAGUUACUUGAAAGUGGAACAACCUUGACAAAACAACGUGCGGCGACGUGUCUUACUGAAUUUUCUAAAAGCUCGGUUAAGCUCAGCAGACCGAUUCCAAAGCAAAAAGGACUACUAUGUUGCUUCUCAACUCCAAAAGAAAUUGGCUGCAAUGUUCACGGAGGAAUAUGCACCGUUAAGUCAUCAUUUUGCCUUUUGGAAGCUCAAGCAAUCGGACCACUCACAAAAAAUCUUGGUGAAUCUGAUUAUGGAGUUUGUGAAGCUUCUUUGGAUGCUUUAUUAACAUUGAUUGAAGGUGAUAGAAUAGAGAGUGGUGGUAAAGUGCUUUCAAAAGAAAAUGCAAUACCAUUAAUAAUAAAAUUUCUUAGUUCUUCCUCUCUUGGGUUGCAAGAAAAGUCUCUACAAGUUUUGGAAAGUCUUUUUCAGCUAGUAGAAUUCAAACAAAUGUAUGGAGCCUCAGCUCAAAUGCCUCUAGUUGACUUAACUCAAAGAAGUAAUGGUAGAGUUAGAUCCAUGUCAGCUAGAGUAUUGGCACAUUUGAAUGUACUUCAUGAUCAAUCUUCAUACUUUUAAGGAAAAAUGCAACUAAGCUAACCUAUAUAGUGCCAAAACUUCAUAUUAAAGGCGUGUCAAAGUGUAUGACACGUGUCUGUGUCGGGCACUGAUAUGACAUUGACACUUGUGAGUUGUGAUUAGUACAAUCGAUUUUGUGUCUGUGUCAGUGAUUCAUAAGCUUCAACUCUGAAUGACAUCGGAGAAAACCUGACAUGAUGUUCCUCGAUCUUGUGGCCCGAAAUGUUUUGAAACUCUGGAUUUGGCUAGCUCUCAUCUCUUGGUUGAGCUGUUGGUUUGUACAUAUAAAGGAAGGAAGGAGCCCCAUUGGACAAGAAAGAAUUUAUUUAUUUGAGGCUUAUAUUAAACGCCUCAAAUUACUUGUAAUUUUGAAGAUUGAUUGUAUUCUGUUGUUAUUUCUUAAUAAAAAACUGUAUUAUUUUGAUUAAUCAAAAAAGCCCUUUCUUUCACAAUUGUAUUCUUUUGCUAUUUGAACUCAUUGUGAUUCUUCUUA